AUGUAUCGAAUGGUAUGGCAGCAAGCGUCAGACCAACUUCUCCAUAAGAUAUUCUGGAGAGAUUCUUCAGAGGAGCCACUGCGGACGUACAAGCUUACUGCCGUUACGUAUGGUACAUCAUCUGCACCAUACCUCGCUACUCGCUGUUUGAAUCGAUGUGCCGAAGAAGGGGCAGAACGUUAUCCAGUUGCUGCAACGAUAGUCAAGAAGACCUUUUACGUGGAUGAUAUGCUAGCGGGUUUCCACAGUGUUGAAGAAGGGAAACUUGUUUGCAAGGACGUCCGAGAACUUCUGCAAGGAUCAGGUUUCAAUCUGAGGAAGUGGAACAGCAAUGAUCCGGAAAUCUUGUCGGAAAUCCCUUCUCAAUUACGUGAUGAUCGUGAAGUUCUUGAUCUGGAUGAGAAGGCGACGGUGAAGACGUUGGGUCUAACUUGGGAGCCAGCUACGGAUACGUUGCGGAUCAAGGUUCCCAACUGGAAGCCUGAAGGGCCAGUAACGCAUCGAAUCGUUCUCUCAGAGAUCGCACGGCUUUUCGAUCCAUAUGGACUAGUGGGUCCAGUAAUAGUUCAAGGAAAGCUAUUUCUGCAAGAACUUUGGCAAGCAAAGUACUCCUGGGAUGAGCUUUUAAGUGGCGACCUCCAGUCACGAUGGCUUGAGUUCAGGAGAAACCUCAGCGAGCUUGAUGCAAUCUCUGUACCCAGGUGGAUUGCAUUCGGAAAAGACGUGACCUCUUGCGAAAUCCACGGAUUCAGUGACGCUAGCGACAAGGCCUACGGAGCAACAGUCUACCUACGAUGUGUGAACCUGGACGGAGAAAUAACGGUGAACCUGUUGAUGGCCAAAUCAAAGGUUGCGCCGUUGGAAGAUCUCAGCCGAAGAAAGAAGAAGCAAUCUACGCCUCGUCUAGAGUUGUCUGGCGCACUGUUGCUCGCUCAUCUCUAG
Molecule: messenger RNA, 942 nt
Organism: Aedes albopictus (Asian tiger mosquito)
Lineage: Eukaryota; Metazoa; Arthropoda; Insecta; Diptera; Culicidae
Exons: 1
Coding region: 1-942 (313 amino acids)
Source: RefSeq, a predicted model, not a curated record